Molecule: messenger RNA, 2445 nt
Organism: Pungitius pungitius (ninespine stickleback)
Lineage: Eukaryota; Metazoa; Chordata; Actinopteri; Perciformes; Gasterosteidae
Gene: slc39a1
Product: solute carrier family 39 member 1
Exons: 4
Coding region: 143-1045 (300 amino acids)
Biological process (GO): zinc ion transmembrane transport
Cellular component (GO): plasma membrane
Molecular function (GO): zinc ion transmembrane transporter activity
Source: RefSeq, a predicted model, not a curated record
GCCGCUGCUUUCUGGGGGGGGGGGAGAGACUCUUGUCUUCCUGUCGGUUCGCGGAUCUCUGGCUCCCUUCGUAUCUGAUUCAAUGUUAGCUCAGUCGGGUAGCGAACCUCUCUCCUGAACGGACAGCAUUUUGUGCACCAACAUGGACUUCUUGCUCCAGGUGAAAAUAGGCGCUCUGAUCGGUUUAUUGCUCCUGACUCUCUUUUUUGGAUUUAUCCCCGCUCGGGUCAAAUGUUUCAGAGACACACACGGGACAGACAACCACCGCACAGUUCUGAGUCUGAUCAGCUGCUUCGCCGGAGGGGUUUUCCUGGCAGCAUGUUUUCUCGACAUCAUUCCAGAUUAUCUGUCCGACAUAAAGGCUGAGCUGGACGCUCGGUCGGUGGAGACCAGUUUCCCCCUUGCAGAGUUCAUCAUGGCCGCCGGCUUCUUCAUGGUCCUCAUCCUGGAGAGGGUCGUCCUGAACUGUCGGGAGAUGCGGGGGACUCGGGAGGAGAGGGCCCCCCUCGUCCCGGACGACAGAAACGGCCACGGCCACGGAACCGGCCCCGACCUGGAGGGCAGCGGCCACCACGUCCACGUGGACUUCCAGGCUCACUCGCCCUUCCGCUCCUUCAUGCUCUUCCUCUCCCUCUCGCUCCACUCGGUGUUUGAGGGCCUCGCCAUCGGCCUGCAGAACACGGACGCCAAGGUGUUGGAGAUCUGCAUCGCUAUCCUGGUCCACAAAAGCAUCAUCGUGUUCAGCCUGUCGGUGAAGCUGGUCCAGAGCGCCGUGCGUCCGCUGUGGGUGGCCGCCUACAUCGGAGUGUUUGCCUUGAUGUCGCCGAUAGGCAUCGCCAUCGGCAUCAGCGUGAUGGAGGCCCGGCUGGCGGCGGGGGCGCUCAUCCAGGCCGUCCUGGAGGGGCUCGCCGCCGGCACGUUCGUUUACAUCACCUUCCUGGAGAUCCUGCCGCACGAGCUCAACUCCCCCGGGAAGCAGCUCCUCAAGGUGCUCUUCAUCCUGCUGGGCUUCAGCGUCAUGGCGGGUCUGACGCUUUGGGACUGAGGCGACCGCGCCUCACUUUUGCACUGAAAGACAAACUACCCCCCCCCCCCCCCCCAUCACCAAAGAAGAAAUAGGUUUGCUUGCGCACUGUUACACCAAACUCUGGUGCUUUUUUUUUUAAUGUAAAAGGGAGCCCGAAAAAACAGAUGCGGACGUUGAAUCGUUUUUUUAAAUAUUGUUUUAAAAAUUCAUAAAGCAGUCGGGACAAUUUAUGCAAAAUCAUUUCUUCUGUUGAUGUAAAGAGGAACUGCGAUGAUAAGUGUGUUGAAAGACUGAAAGUGGCACAAGGGAACAAAAGUGGUUUGCUGAUUUAUCACUAGAUUUGUAUUGCGACAUGCUUUGGACCUUCAAACUAAAAGAAAGCCUUUAAGGGGAAUCCACUGGAAACAAAAGGCCAUGUUGUACGUACAAUUCAGUUAAUCAAGUCAGUAAGUCAUUAUCACAAUAUUUACACAAUUUACUCAAAAGUAAUUCCAACUGGAAGCUUCUUAUUUCCAUAAAGCACAGUUUGUUAAGGUGUUUUAAACUCUACUGCUGGAGGGUUCUUCACUUGGUGGUGUUUCCUCUGACCCAGGUCCAUUUGGUAAACCCUGUCACUUUAGAUCUACAUUCUACUACUUCUCACAUACCAACACAUAAUGCCUUUGUCCAGUAAACUGGCAUAUUGUAACCUGACUUCCUGAUGCCUUAAGAGGUUAAAUAUCCUGAUAACAAAGAAGAGAUGCAUUGAUGGUGAAAACAUGAGCUAUUUAUUUGUAAAGUGCUUUUAGUUCUUUAUCAUGGUUGGGGACACAUUGAUGAGCUCUAAAUAUAAGCGCAGAGAGAAGAAAAGAUCAAUAAGUAAUGCUGCCAACUCACAAUUUAUUGUAUUUUACUUGCACAUUCUUUGUAUUUGUGUCUAGAAAUCAAAUCAAGGAGGACACCGCAGUACUUUACAUGGUCCCACUGACACUCAAUUUUAUUUUGUUUAUGAAGUUGUAGUUCUGAACUGUCUCUAUUGAGUCACUAUUCCUCUUUUAGUCUGUCAUGUGAUCGGUGGACGUGAGAAUAAAAAGGAAGACGGUGUGAGUUUCUUGCCAGAAAAACUUACACAGCAAAAAUAAAAGUGCCAAUGAUAAUGUCAUGAAUGUUGUUUUUUGCAUUUGUAAAAAGUCAUCUGAUCAACACUAGUGACGCGAAAAUGCCCCCCCACUGUUUAACAUUUGUGUUUUUUUUGUUAGAAACUUUUGCAUUUCACGUGUAAAAAUAAUCCUUUGUUUGUACAGCUGUCAAGGAGAACUGCAUUUAUUGUUUCUGUCCUCAUGAUUAUUGAUCUCACAAGUCUUGAUCAGAUUAAAGAUACAGGAGCGAUUUUCGCUGUGCAAAAGUUGCUUAUAAUGAAUUCAGAAUGGACAUUUUCA